UAGCGCUGGAGAUUGCUGACACAUCAACCGCCCCCAAAUCUCCACGUACAUAAUUGUCUUAGUCGCGAUACUAGUAGGUGUACAUGGAUACUUACUACAUAUACGUAUUCCAAAGAACCUCGGAAGGACCUACUCUUGCUUUUGACAAGUAUACUAGCGCUGGCUAUACCAAUUAUGUGUCUUAGCGGCCGUAAGUGCUCACCUACCUACCUAGGUACAUAUGUAUAUUAUACCUUGUAUUACUUUGUAGACUGUGUUGCACGAAAUCUCAGCCGCACUUCUUCGGCCAUCCAUUUCUUCUCCGGUCCUGGAUCGCGAUAUAUCUAUAAUUAAAAGUUAUACGGUAGAACUGACGUAACAGCCGUUGAUAGGGUACCUUGAGGGUCUCGUCACAGCUUCGAGAUUUUCUUACAAGCGGAAUGGCUAGCCGAGAUCGAGAUCAAGUCGAUGGGGACCUACAAUCAUCCCUCGUUGACAAUGAUACAGACUUAUUCGCAUCAACUAACCUUCCUUUCAUAAAUGAAAAUAUAGAUCCUGAUGAUUCCUUAAGUCGGAAAGACGAGGAGAACGAGGAAGUACUUGCUCGAUCGACAGUUAUCAAUGCGCCGGAGUCAAGUCUACGUAUUUCAGAGAGUGGUUCUCAAUAUGACGACAGACAAACCUAUCAGCCGAUACUUGGUUCUAAAGAUAAAGGAAAGACACCCGUAAGGGUUAGUCUAGAUACUUCUGACAGAUCACUUCCUGAUAAUGAACGGGUUCCGGAUGGAAACCUGCAACUGCAGGCACAUGCCACGAGUCCCCCAAGCAUAACCGAGAAUCUAGAUCCGCCCGGUCUCCCUGUUACACCAGGCAUAGAAGCCGUGAACAAGGAAGGUUUUGACGGUUCCUUGCUUGAGAAUUGCAAUCAGCAGAGGACCCGAUCGUCCUCUCCCGAGUCCACGGCUAAGAUAUUCGAUGUAGAGUCUGAAGAGAAGAGUUGCAGCGCGCUAUCACCAAAGCCACAUAUAAAUAACAACCAAUCCCAUAAACAAAUUCUUAAAUCAGAACAAAAGUCGGGGCCCGAGCCGACUAAAUCGACGUCAACCAUAACCGACUCAAAUGCCAAUGAGGGAUCAGAAUCACAGCUUUUUCGACCGCCUCAGUAUGGGGAACCCGGUUGGGAGAAGUCGGCAGGUCGACCUCCAAAGAAGCUUCCUAUCCGAUUCAAAGAUGCUUUAGGGCGCAAUUAUGUUUUCCCCUGGGAGAAGGCUAAAAAUUGGGCGGGGAUGGAAUGUUUGAUACGAACUUGCUUCCACCAUGUGCCCAACCCCGUAGCAUCACACGUGAACGCAGGGCAUUACGACCUUCUUACUACUUCUCUCCUUUCCUCGAUAUCGACUGGUAUCGGGUUAGAAACAGGACCUGCUGUCUUACCUGCGGUAGGAGAACCAUCGAAUGAGAAUCCACCUCCGCAAACUCCGACUCCGCCUCCGGUCGCCCCAUCUGUGUUCACGCAGCAAGAACCGGCUAACAUCAUCUUGCCCGAACUCUGGGAAGAUCUAGUUGAGCCAGGAAUGAGUAUCUUCAUGCAAAUGUGGCCUAUGGACCUACAACCACUGCCACCACCGCCUCCGCAUACUGGUCCACCACCAUUUCCACUAUUUGUGGGUGGUCGGGGUCGGGGUCGUGGUGGGGGAAGAGGAAUGCCUCUACCUCCCCGACCUCCCGGUUGGACGAUUAUCGAUCCUCCGAAGCCGAAAGGUAAGACGCGGAAGCGACAGGACGGUUUAUAAAUACCAAAAACUAGACCCUUCAAGUUUUUUUGGCCACAUGAUACAUGUGUACGGCGAUAGAAUCGAAGCGAUUUGCGGUACGUUGAAGGAUUAUGGUCUGCUGCGAUUACUAUAUCAUCUUGAGCAAGCUUAAAAUAUAUAUGGGGGUUAUAUGUAUGGGGUAAUAAUCUGAGGAGUACUUGGGAUGUAUGAACAUAGUGUUGCGCGCAGUGAUCAUUUGUUCUGAUGGCAUCGAUGAUAGUUACGACUACCUAGCUAGGUACCAUGGAUAUAUCAGGUAUAUAUCAGGUACUCAAUAAGUCGGCGUAUAUAGAGUGAGAACUCACCCGAAACCUUUGAUCAUGGUAUGGGUAUGAUAUAUUGUAACCUGAUUGACGCCCGUAUGAGACCCCUUGCCCCCUUACUUAAUCUUGCUUCCCUAUG
Molecule: messenger RNA, 2195 nt
Organism: Annulohypoxylon maeteangense
Lineage: Eukaryota; Fungi; Ascomycota; Sordariomycetes; Xylariales; Hypoxylaceae
Exons: 2
Coding region: 420-1772 (450 amino acids)
Source: RefSeq, a predicted model, not a curated record